Paramormyrops kingsleyae is the source of this 2297-nucleotide messenger RNA. The record is from RefSeq and is a predicted model, not a curated record. NCBI's taxonomy places the organism in Eukaryota, Metazoa, Chordata, Actinopteri, Osteoglossiformes, Mormyridae.
UAUGACACAGAUCAGUAAAACCAUUUGCUCACAUACCUCAUAUUUAAUUGCCGUUUAUAUAACUCUGCGGCGGCUUUCACUUAAACUCAGAAUCCCCAUAACUGACUGGUAGGGACUCUGCGUAUCCCUUCCUGGAAGUCAGUGCGCUGGAUUUGGGUAUGGACAUGUCCCUACCAAUAUUUGUGGGAGUACAGUACUUAAUUGUGUGCUUGGGAAGGACGAUGGUUCGGGCUGAUCUGGUCCCUAAAGAAAUCAAACUUCCGCUCUUCUGGGAAGUAUGCCUUUAUACUGUAGAUUGAGGGGGUGUAAAAGAAUCUCAAUUUUGGAGAAGGAGACUGACGCAACUGGGCAGUACCGUUCUAUCUGAGUAAGCAGCAUGACUUUUUUAAUUCCUUUCGUUUAAUUAAAUUAUUUCAAACAUUGGGGAAAGUUCAGAAACUAAAGCUCAAACAUCGAAUAUAACAUCCGCAAACUAUCGGUGCAAUGAACAGCACUUGUGAGCUGUCCCGGGCAGCAGGACUUCUACAGCCCAUGUGGGACAGCUUCCUUCUGCAUCGCCACAUCUUACGGUCGCCCUUCUUGUCCGCCAUCCUCGCCUUCUGCGUGCACUUGCUUUUCAGCGCACCUUUCCUAUUCCUGGACGCGCUCGCCCGCCAUGUUUCCGCUGUGCAUCGGUACAGGAUCUCAUCCAGCGGCUCCGAGCCCGUGUGCCUCCGUCGCUGGCUGGACUGCUUCGGUCGAAUUCUGCUGAGAUACAUCGGCAUCGUCCUACCAGCCAGCGCGGUUCUGCAGCGCCUGCGGACCCCUUACUUUCCGCCAGCCGCCCCGUCCUGCGCUCAGAUGCUGCUGGAGGUCGGGUUGUGUCUGCUCAUCUUUGACACGCUUUUCUUCAUUUGGCACGUCUUAAUGCACCGCGUCCCCUGGCUGUACGUCUGGGUGCAUCGGGACCAUCACCUGAACAGGGACACGUUUGCUCUGGCUGCGCAGGACGCCAGCAUAUCAGAGCUGCUGUCCCUCAAAGCCCUGGCAGUCGUCACUGCUGCCGCAGUCGGCUGCCAUCCUCUGAGCGAGAUCGUCUUCUACCUUCUCAACAUCUGGCUGGCUGUGGAGGACCACUGCGGAUAUGACCUGCCCUGGGCCCUUCACAGACUCCUGCCCGGCUUUGGGGGGGCACCUUUCCAUUUGGCACAUCACCAGAGGAACAGAGGGAACUAUGCCCCUUAUUUCAAACAUUGGGAUAAAUUGUGCGGGACAUUCCUGACGGAGGAGGUGGAGGACCAAGUAGGCAGGUAGAUGCCUUCAGCCCUAUUCAUGUUUAACUUCAUGGCUGUGCAUCUCAAUGUGAGCUGUGCUGUACGUGCAAGUCGAUUAAUCACUGGAGACUUAAAGGAAUUUCUCUGAAUCACUUACCAUGAAAACUCCAGCGAGUGGGAAGCACUACAAAUGAACAGAUGCAGGGAGAAUGUGAUUGUUAUGCAGAAGCAGACUUUAAACGGCUCACCACUGCAUAAGAUGUCACUGCCUAACAAUCUUUGCAAUCAUGAUUAAUAUAGUGGAGACUAAAAGUAUAUCAAAUAUCAGUCUUGAACAGCUAUUUCCAUAAAGCUUUGUUUUAGCUCUUGUGUUUCUUUAGGAUAACCUGAGUGAAGCAACCACAUAAACACAUUUACAUUCACUCUUUUUAAUAGAUUUAUAUAUCUAUAUUUUUAUUAUUUAAUUAAAAUAUAUAGGUAACAAAGACUGAACCUUUUAGUUCAGUAAAAAGUCAUUUUAUGGCUUUUUGACAUACAUCUACCUAUUCAUCUUACAGCCAUUUAUCCAGUAUGGGAUUUGUAGAGCAUUUAUGUUCCUCCAUCAGGCAUGUAGCCACAUAGUAGUAUAGCAGGUAUAGAGGGAGAGACCUUCCCCAUCGGUAGGGUGACCUCCCCGCCCCAAUUUAAUUCUACGGGCUACGGGCCUGUCCUCCACAUGUGAAGAACAUCCACAUACAAGCUGAGGCUUGCAGCUGUCCCUCAUAUCUAAUCUGUAACAUCUGCAGCGGUUUUACAUGAGUCAGAGAUGUGAUGCAAUUUUUUUUGUAUCCAUAUGGUUUAGUUAAAUUUAAAUGCAUUAAAAUUCGAAAAUUAACUUAUAAAUUACUUAAUGUAAUUUAGCAGACUUAAUGUAACAGACUAGACCAGGGGUCACCAACAUGGUGCCCGUGGGCACCAGGGUGCCCCCAAGGACCACAUGAGUUGCCCGCGGACCUGUUCUAAAAAUAGCACAACUCACCAGUGAGCAGCGUCUAAAAUUUAAUU